Colletotrichum navitas is the source of this 1062-nucleotide messenger RNA. RefSeq lists its product as uncharacterized. Bases 1 to 1062 code for a protein of 353 amino acids. NCBI's taxonomy places the organism in Eukaryota, Fungi, Ascomycota, Sordariomycetes, Glomerellales, Glomerellaceae. The transcript has 3 exons. The record is from RefSeq and is a predicted model, not a curated record.
AUGUCUUCUCCCAUGAGAGCCUUGAUCGCCUCCGCCAUGUUGGCCAUGGCGAACGCUCAAGGUGUCAUUAUCAAAGCACAAGGCCCCAGCGGCCCAGCCGGUGCUGGCCUCCUAGUCGACCCCACAAAGGCAGACGCCAACAUCAUCAACCUGCAGGAGAUUACCCAAAACGUUGUCAACGAGUGCGGCCGCACCAUCCUCGCAGGCAACAUCGACAUUGGCGAGGCGACGGAGGAUCAGCUCGGCAACAAGACCGUCACCCAGGUCACCAAGGGCUCCAAUGUCGACAUCACCAUCGCACAAGUCAGCGGCGACGGUGCCGGCCCCUACACGUGCGAUCUUGACCCGACCAGCAACUCUAUCGGAGCCACUGGCCAGACCAAACUUGCCGUCAAGGAGGCCAAGGCGCAGAACGGUAACAUCAAGCUCACUGUCACGAUGCCCAAGGACCUGGCUUGCGUAGGAGCCUCCACUGGAAACGUCUGCACUGUCCGCUGCUUCAACUCCAACGCAAAGGGCCCCUUUGGCGGCUGUAUCGCCGUCCAGCAGACCGACGUCAAGCCCAAGAAGAACACCCCUGCCAACAUCCCAACUCAGCAGACCCUCGAUAAUGUUCUUACCCAGAUCCAGCAAAACACCAUCGACCUCCCUGCCGCCGUCCAGGCAAACCAGGACGCCCCCACCCAGAACGACCAGGGCGUUGUCGCCGUCAAGGAAAUCCUCGGCAACAACGCCACAUUGAAGGCUGCUGGCCCUGCCGAAGGCGGCAACCCCAACAAGGGUAACGGAAACCCCAACAAGGGCAACGGCAAGGGAGGUAACAAGGGAAACGCCGGCGGCAAGAACAACGGUAACGGCGCCGGCGCGGCCGCUGAUGGUAACAAGGGCAAAGGCAAUGCCCAGGCUGGCGCCAACGGACGUAACGGCCAGGCCCAGCAGAGCAACAAGGGCAACAAGGACAAAAACAACAACGACGACGACAACAACAAAAACAACAAGCGAGAACUCAAGGACACGUUCCGCUCGCGCCGUGCCCGCAGGAACGCCGUUCCCGCCGCCUGA